AUGAAGCUGCCUUAUGAGUUUAUGAGUGUAUUGACUAAAAACUACCAGCACCUUUUGGCCUUGGUAUUUGCUGCGGAGGAGAUCAAUGAAAACCACCAGAUCUUACCCAAUGUCACUUUGGGCUUCAACAUCUAUGACAGCUAUUUUGAUGCACAGCGCACUUACCAUGCCACACUGGAACUUCUUUCCACACAAAGCAGUUUCAUCCCCAACUACAAGUGUGGUAUCCAAAACAACUUGAUAUCAGUCAUCGGAGCCCUUUACACGAAAACCUCCCUCAAUAUAGCAGAAGUGCUGGGCAUCUAUAAAGUUCCACAGAUUUAUCAAAGAACUUGGGACAUACAAGCCAUCCAUGGUGCUCUGUCCUUCACAGUUCAUUCAAAUGAAGUGCGAGGAUUCCAAGAUUUCCUCCAGACCAGGAGCCACUUUGGGACAAAAGAAGAUGGAUUUGUCCAUGAUUUCUGGGAACAGGCAUUUGACUGUGUAUUUCCAAAUACAUUUGUUAGCAAAGAAAGGGAGAAAACCUGCACUGGAGCAGAGAAGCUGGAGAGCCUUUCAGGAUUACUGUUUGAAAUUAACAUGAUUGGCCAGAGCUACAACAUCUACAAUGCUGUCUAUGCUGUGGCACAUGCUUUACAUGCCAUGCAGUCGUUCCAGCACAAACACAGAGCAAGGCUCGAUAGAAGGAUACUGAAACUUCAGGAUCCACAGUCAUGGCAGCUCCACCACAUUCUAAGUAAUGUCUCUUUUAACAACAGUGCUGGGGACAAGAUUUCCUUUGACCAGAACGGAGAACUGAUAGAGGGAUUUGAUAUUGUAAACUGGUUCAUUUUCCCCAACCAGUCCUUCCUCAGAGUGAAAGUAGGAAGACUGGAUCCCCGUGCUUCCCAAGACAACAUGCUCACCAUUCAUGAUGAAUCCAUCACAUGGCACAGAAGUUUUAACCAGACAUUGCCUUUUUCUGUGUGUACUGAGAGCUGCCAACCGGGUUACAGCAAGAAAAGGCAGGAAGGGAAGCCAUUUUGUUGUUAUGACUGUAUCCUAUGUCCAGAAGGAAAGGUUUCAAACCAGAAAGACAUGGAUGACUGCGUUAAAUGCCCGGAAGAUCAAUAUCCAAACCAGGUCAAGAACUCAUGCCUUCUAAAGCACAGAAGCUUCUUGUCUUACGAAGACUCCCUGGGGAUCACUUUGGCCAUUUUGGUGCUUUUGUUUUCCUGGCUCACUCUUUUGGUAUUAGGAAGCUUUAUGAAGUACCACAACACUCCCAUUGUCAAAGCCAACAACCGCAACCUCACCUAUGCUCUCCUCAUCUCCAUCCUGCUCUGCUUUCUUUGUUCCUUGCUAUUCAUUGGGCAGCCUAGGAUGGUGACAUGCCUCGCCCAGCAAAUGACUUUUGGCAUCAUCUUCUCAGUGGCUGUAUCGUGUGUGCUGGCAAAGACUCUCAUUGUGGUUCUGGCUUUUACGACCACCAAGCCUGGAUCCAGGAUGAGGAAAUGGGUGGGGAAACCCUUAGCCAGCUGCAUUGUUCUUUCCUGCUCCCUUAUCCAAGUGGGUAUUUGUGUGGUAUGGUUGGGAGUCUCUCCCCCAUUUCCAGAUGUUGACAUGCAUUCAUCGACUGAAGAAAUGAUCUUGAAGUGUAAUGAGGGAUCACCUACCAUGUUUUACUGUGUCCUGGGCUAUAUGGGCUUCCUGGCCAGUAUCAGUUUCAUGGUGGCUUUCCUUGCCAGGAAGUUACCAGACAGUUUUAAUGAAGCCAAGUUUAUCACUUUCAGUAUGCUGGUGUUUUGCAGUGUGUGGUUAUCCUUUGUUCCAACUUACCUGAGUACCAGGGGGAAAUAUAUGGUAGCUGUGGAGAUUUUUUCUAUUGUGACCUCUAGUGCUGGGCUUCUUGGUUGCAUCUUUUCUCCCAAAUGUUACAUCAUUUUGUUUCAACCUGAGCUGAACAACAGGGAACAGUUAAUAAGGAGAAAGAUCUAA
Messenger RNA from Eublepharis macularius, 1977 nucleotides. Its product is annotated as vomeronasal type-2 receptor 26-like. Lineage: Eukaryota; Metazoa; Chordata; Lepidosauria; Squamata; Eublepharidae. Gene Ontology annotation, biological process: G protein-coupled receptor signaling pathway. Gene Ontology annotation, molecular function: G protein-coupled receptor activity. Gene Ontology annotation, cellular component: membrane. The transcript has 6 exons. The record is from RefSeq and is a predicted model, not a curated record. Bases 1 to 1977 code for a protein of 658 amino acids.